GGAUAGUGAACUCGACGCAGGAAGACGAAGCGGAGUACCAGUGCCAAGUGGGGCCCGCGCAGAUGCAUAAGGUCAUAAGGGCCAACGCGUCACUCACUGUUAUAGCACCCCCCACCUCAGUGGAGAUCACAAACCACCCCAACCCCAAGCUGGAAGUCAAAGAAGGAGAAGAUGUGGUGCUAGAGUGCCAGGCGAAGAACGCCAAGCCUGCUGCUAGGAUCGUGUGGUAUCGGGGCAAUGUGGAGCUGAAAGGGGAUAAAGUGUCUAAAGAGGAAAUCAGAGAUGUCGAAAGCCAGAAUGGAAAGCCGAAGUCUACGAGAUAUACUACUAUAUCGAGGGUCCAUUUCAAAGCGACAGCGGACGACGACUACGCAGAUUUCACAUGCGAAGCUCGACACGAGGCGUUGCAACGGGAUUCGCCUUUACGAAGCACUGUGCAACUUAGUGUGCUGUAUCCCCCUGGAGCCCCGUACAUCGAAGGUUACGCGGAAGGCGAGACAGUCAGACGAGGACAGAGCUUGGAGCUGGUCUGCAGGAGCCGUGGAGGGAACCCACCAGCUCAGCUCAUCUGGUAUAAGAACGGAGAACAGAUACGGAUGGCGUACAGAACCAGUGGCCGUAUGUCCGAAAACAUCUACUCGUUCAAAGCAGACGCCUCCGACAAUAAGGCUCGGUAUACAUGUGAGGCGAAAAACGUCAUGAUCAGCAACACUUUGAAGGCUGAAAUCGAUCUUACUGUCCUAUUCGCCCCAGCCCACGUCACCAUCGCCGGCCCCACAGAAGCCAGGGUAGGGGAUCCGGUACCCUUAACCUGCAGCACGGCCCCUUCCAACCCUGCCGCUGACAUUAAGUGGCUGGUGCUAGGCAAGCACCAUAAGGAAGCUAGCAAUCGCACUGUUAUAUCGCCUGAAGGUGGCUGGAUCACAACGUCGAACAUAACAGUGACAGUGGAAAGAGACAGACGUUCCAUCGUCGUCGUCUGUCACGGUAUCAACGCGCAGCUGACCGAAAACGUCGUCGCUACUCACACUAUCAACGUGCUAUACGCCCCCUCAGCACCAAUGAUCACAGGCUACAUCCCAGGCACCACGCUGCAGGCCGGAACGGUGCAGAAGCUAGCCUGCAUGUCUACUGGCGGCAAUCCCCUGGCUACGCUUACUUGGUUCAAAAACGAUAAGAAGAUCCCUCAUACCAUAACCCGCACUGCAGACAAGUCUGUCAGCGCUGAGAUUUCCAUUCUGGCCAACGUUACUGAUAAUCAAGCUCAGUACCGUUGUGAGGCUACUAACAGCGCCACGGAGAUACCACUGUUCGAAACCGUUACUUUGAAUGUGCAUUUCGCUCCAGAAACCGUGAAAGUGACUACGGAACCCAGCGAACUCAAACCCGGAAUCGAAGCCACAUUAUCUUGCAAAUCGGCCGCUAGCAAUCCGCCAGCAACACUGUCUUGGUGGCGAGAUGGCAUACCCGUGCAAGGUCUCCCAAUGAAGAUGAAUCAAGGCCUAUACGGCGGGACGCUAUCAACCAUGGAACUCAAACUGAACGUCACUAAGGACAUGAACGGAGCUGUAUAUACAUGCCAGGCGAUGAACGAAGCCUUGCAGAGGAGCGUACACGAUGCUACGGCGUUGAAAGUGUUAUACGCGCCAAUCUUCGAUGAGAAUACUCCCCCUACUACAGUGGGCGUUGAGAACGAACCUCUCAUCAUCGUGUUGCGAGCUGACGGAAACCCUGGCAGCAUCACGUAUACUUGGACUAAAGAUGGCCAGCCUAUCACGCAGUCGUCGUACAGCAGUGCAAGCGACCGUAUAGUAUCUGAAGGCUCCAUGCUGAACAUCACGCGUCUCUCUCGUAACGAUGCCGGAGUAUACACCUGCGAAGCUGUCAACUCUCAGGGCGCCGCUACGGCCAACAUCAGCGUUUCAGUACAUUAUUCAGCCAGUGUAGUAUCAGUUAGUCAAAACGAAAUACGAAAUUCUGAGGAAGACGCCACACUAGCAUGCACUGCUACUGGUAACCCUCUCACUGCCGAACAUAUUCGAUGGGAGCGAAAAGACUACAACUUCAAAACAAGAACAUCUAGCAGUUUUGACUCGAAGAAUCUCACUAGUUAUUUAGUUAUAAAUCAAGCCACCAAAGAUGACGUAGGCAAUUUCGAAUGUGUUGUAAACAAUGGUAUAGGUGAAAGAGAGAGUAAGCAAGAAGUAAUGCUAGUAGUGAAGACUCAGCCUACGAUGGAUACAGCUCCGAAUUUGAGCAAGUCUGCUUCAAAUGUUGGACAAGUUGGAAGACUGAUUUGCAAGUGCAAAUCAGCUCCAGCACCAAAUUUCACUUGGUCCAAAAGCGGAGCGAAGUUACCAGUAAACACUUCAACCAAAUACUAUGCUGAAUACCACAAAAUCGACCCAGUGACGUACAUGUCCAUUCUUCUGAUUAACGACGUUUCUUCGUCAGAUUAUGGGUCUUAUGUAUGUGAUGCUAGAAACGAGCUGGGAUUUGAUACUGCGAAGGUUAAAUUGGAUAUCACUAGUGCACCAGAUCAAGUGAUGUCAAUAUCGGUGACAAACGUAACGUAUAACUCAGUAACUUUGGAAUGGGUGCCAGGGUUUGACGGUGGCCUUACUACUUGGUUUAGACUUAGAUAUCGCAAACCUUAUGAAGAAACAUAUAGAUACGAAGACGUAUCACCAAGGAACGCAACGUCGUAUACGAUUAGUGGACUGGAAAAGAAUACAGACUACGUUUUCUCCGUUAUGGCGCUUAACAAAAUAGGGCAGAGCAAAUAUAGGCCGGAUGAUACGAAAGCUACAACACUUACUUCUUCAGAAGUAGGCGAGUUGAACGUAGUGAGCACAGAAUACGUAGAAACGGCCGACGUGUCGAAGAGCGUAGUUGUCUAUGUGUCUAUCACCGGGGCACUUCUAGUCUUGGUUAAUGCUGCGUUAGUCGCUUGUUUUGUUUUUAAACGCCGAUCUAGACGGUUGAAAGAACAAGCCGGCCAAGCUUCAAAAUCAGCAACGAUAGAGAUGUACGCUCCAUCCUCCUACAACGACACUAUGACGGGAGAAACGCUAAGUUCUGUAUCCGAAAAGUCCGAAACGUAUUCACAAGAUGAGGGGAUGGAUGACAGGCAGCCACCGCCGAUACCUGAAGUGCCGAGUAUGCCGAACAGACAUAUGCUGCAGCAAACCGAGGCCUACCUAAUGGACGACCAAGGUUUAGUCAUCCCCCCACCAUUGGACUACCCCCCUCCGAACUAUGCCGUGUACGAAGGGGAUCAUGCUAGGACGCUGCCGCAUCCGCAUAGGCAUAAGGAUAUGAGUGGGCAUAGCACGCUUGGCCGUAGUGCAGGCAAGCAGAACUACGUCCCCGCACCGUCGCCCAUGCCACCGCUCGAUGGCUCCUACUACAACAUGGCUUCCGACCGCUACCUCUCUUACCCGCCUCUUAUCGGCGAGUACUUACAGCAACAGCAGAGUGGAAGAACUCCAACCCCCCCUCAGCAGUACGGAGCAGCACCACUUCAGAAGCACAUGCUGAACGGAAUGACUGGAUCACCGUCUCAUGUCGCAAGUCCACCUAUGAGCUAUGGAAUUGAUGUUCCCUUGGACCGGCAAUCCGCAGGCGGUACUUUGCGACGGCGAAACGAAAAAAUGGCCCCCGUGCCUCCACCAGACGUCACCGUACUACAUCCGGGGUGCAAUCAGCACCAGCUCUCCCAAACACCAGUGCCAAAGCAGCCACAGUCCAUCCUAAAAGACCCGUCGAGACACAAAUAUGGAAACCAGUACGGUAGCCCCAUAUCCUCGAGCACGCCCCAAAGCAACUCCAGUCAGAUCCUCACAGUGCAAAACCUCACCUCAGACGUACCACAAUACGGUACCAUUAGAAAAGAAAACAAAAAACAAAACGUUACUAUAGAUGAAUCGUAUAAUAAAAGAAGUGAAACGCACGUGGUAUAAAAUUAUAAAUAAGUGUUAGUGUUUGUGUAAAUACAGUUAGGUAAUGUAGAUAGACUUAAAAAUUUAUUCAAUGUGAUAAGUGUAGUUAGCGGACAGUAAGAGAUUUUGGUACGGUGGUACCUGGACUUUUGAACUUUGUUUCAAUGCGCCGAUAGGCACAAUCAACGUGAUAGGGCC
This is a messenger RNA of Cydia splendana, 4139 nucleotides long. It is a transcript of the gene sns, whose product is annotated as nephrin-like. Bases 63 to 3962 code for a protein of 1299 amino acids. The record is from RefSeq and is a predicted model, not a curated record. Gene Ontology annotation, molecular function: protein binding. Lineage: Eukaryota; Metazoa; Arthropoda; Insecta; Lepidoptera; Tortricidae. The transcript is spliced from 26 exons.